Pochonia chlamydosporia 170 is the source of this 1062-nucleotide messenger RNA. RefSeq names its product short-chain dehydrogenase. NCBI's taxonomy places the organism in Eukaryota, Fungi, Ascomycota, Sordariomycetes, Hypocreales, Clavicipitaceae. The record is from RefSeq and is a predicted model, not a curated record. The transcript has a single exon. Gene Ontology annotation, molecular function: oxidoreductase activity. The coding region runs from base 1 to 1062 and encodes 353 amino acids.
AUGGCAGACUCUCCAUCAUCAUCACCGUGGUCCAUAACCAAAACAAUCCAGCAAUCCCCUCCAGUCGAUCUCACCAAAUCCUACAGCCCCCUGACACUCCAUGGCAAAACUAUCCUCAUCACUGGCGGGGCCAACGGUCUCGGAUCUCACAUGGUCCGCCGUUGGGCCUCUCACGGCGCACACGUUAUCAUCGCAGAUAUUGACUCUGCAUCCGGCGAAUCUCUCGUUGCCGAACUACGUGCUCAAUACCGUUCAAGCACAUUCGCCUACAUCACCUGCGACGUAACCAACUGGGAAGACCAAACCGCUCUCUUUGAAUCUGCAGCCCGCCUCUCCCCUACGCACACAAUCGACAUUGUCGUCCCCAAUGCGGGUAUUAUCUCAGCCCCUGAGGGCUACACAUUCGAAAACCCCUCCCUCGUCAAUGGCAAGAUACCCAAGCCAUCUACCAAAACAAUCGACGUCAACAUCACAGGUGUCAUAUACACCACCCAUCUCGCGCUCUACUACUUCUCCCAAGAUCCCAAAAACACCAACUGUCUCCUGCUCAUCGGCUCAAUCGCCUCCAUAGCCCCAUUAGCCGGCCAAACGCACUACACAAUGUCCAAACACGCCGUGUGCGGACUAUUUCGUUCCCUGCGAAUGACCUCCUUUAUGCAGAAAUGCAAUUUGCGCGUAAAUAUGCUCGCACCAUAUUUCGUCGAGCAAAGCCGCAUGCUACCCGUAGUAGCUGACAUUGCUUUUCUCGCCGGCACCGCAGGGGGCGCGACCAUCCCCGACGUGGUUGAGGCGGCUACUCGCUUGGUAGCAGAUGAAUCUAUUUCAGGGCGCUCAUUAGCCGUUGGUCCUCCCUUGAAGAAUGCGCCUGAGGGUGAGAUUCCCGUUGCAGAUCACGAAGGUGAUGGACGGGGAAGGGCAGCCUGGGAGAUUUAUGCUCACGAUUACGACGAAGUUGACGCCUUUACCUUUAGAUAUGUUCACAUGAUGAACAGGGUUACGCAACUUCGUGGGAUUUUGGCAUUUAUUCUGGACAUCUUUAUCAAGAUAUUCAGAUGGUGGUGA